AUGACUUGGACGAUCAAUUAUCAAAAUUUCAUCAAAGCAAUUUGUUAUAAAUUUAAAUAUGUGAAGCUAGCUGAAUGGUUGGAAUUGCAUAAAGAAAACGUGGUUUAUGAAGAUGGAACAAACGGUCCUAUCAACAUAUCAAAAUUAAGAAAUGACAUUAAAGAAAUUUGUUUUGCAAAGGCUAGGAAAUGUGAUGAAUUAACUUUUAAAGACAAUCCAUAUGCAGAAGGAGGUGAAAGGCUCGAUUGGGACCACAACACCGGUGCGCCUAAGAGUAGACAAUCAAUAUCAAGAAAUUCUUCCUUUAAUAGUAAUUCUAGUUAUAAUCAAAACAACAACAAUUAUAUGAACCAAUCUGGAAGUAAAGUUUUCCAAAAUUCUUACAACAAACAACCACAAUCAAAUUCAAAUCCAAAUGUACAAUUUGAUGGGAAGAAGAGAAAAGGAUAUCAUGGAAACCACUUUGAUCCUAAUUAUGUAAGGAAAGCUAAAGGGGUGGAAGGACCUACCGCGAGCACUAGCAAACAGUAG
Molecule: messenger RNA, 531 nt
Organism: Melampsora larici-populina 98AG31
Lineage: Eukaryota; Fungi; Basidiomycota; Pucciniomycetes; Pucciniales; Melampsoraceae
Exons: 2
Coding region: 1-531 (176 amino acids)
Source: RefSeq, a predicted model, not a curated record